CUCACACCGAAACACGAUAACCACUCUCUCAUCCGGCAAUGACAGAACUCGUCGGCAAUUGGCUCCACUUCAGUGCACGACAGCCGAAACGAAAGCGCGCUGAAGCUGUUUGUUUCUUUUGUCAUUCAAAGAAGAUCAAGUGCGAUUUGCAGAGCCGGACGUCGCAAGGGCAGGCGAAAUGCUCUAACUGUGAUAACCAAGAUCAAGAUUGUCAUCUUCGGCCGUCACGAAGGGGCAAGCAGCGUCGGAGAGCGUCUACGCAAGCUGAGUGUGGCACUGAAUGCGAUACUAUUGUUGCCGCAGGUGAAGAUGUGGGCGAGAACAAUCCAGAGCCACCCGAUGCAACAGAAAUCGACUUUGAUGAGAAUGUAAUUGACCCAGGGAUGGGUGACACGCCAGCGCCUGUGCAUGCGACACCAAUUCACGUCGCGUUCAACAUACCAACAGCUGAGCGCGCUCCUGAUGCUGCAGUCAAUCAUCCGACCAAGUCAAGCACGUCGCCGACAGAAGGCGCUGGCCGCAGUCAUGCAGGAGACGUUGACACAGGCUUCCUUCAGAUCUACGGGCCUGAGAACCAGCUCGAAGCUGAACAACAGGAACUUGUUGCGAACCUUGAGCUUCGCAAUCCGGCAUCGGACCCCAGGCAACAGGAGCUGCAACAAAGCUUCUCAGAAACAUAUUUUGAGUACUGUUACCCAUGGUGCCCCGUCCUUGACCACGACACGCUCGACUCUGAGCUGGCUCGAUCGCCCAUGCUUGCGAAUGCCCUUGCACUCGCUGCGAGUCACAUACAACCGCCUCUGAUACCCCACCAAGGCCCAGCCGCCUACUACGAUAAAGCGAGGAUGAUGUUUUAUAUGGAUGAGGAGCCAGAUAUACUCACGUCUCUGAAGGCUGUCUCUCUGUUCUACUGGUGGGCUCCUCGUUCACCGUCGACGGCACAUCGGCAUGCCAGCUGGUGGUGGACCUCCGUCAUAAUAAGACAUGCACAGCAGAUGAACAUCCACCGUGAGCCGAAACAAGGUAGCGUGGCUUCGAGUGCACUUCACCUGAGUUUGCGUCGGCGAUUAUGGUGGACUGUGUUUGCACGAGAGCGAUUGACGUCGCUAUGCCAAAGCAAACCCUGCAUCAUCAACCCCGAAGAUAUGACUAUACAAGAAGUCCAACCGUCAGAUUUCCCAAGCGAUCCGGCAUCACAGAAGAAAGGCCGGAUAUUCAAGUACUGGGUUCGCCUUUCUGGUAUAAUGGGCAAAGUUUCCAAAGCACUAUCGAAGUCCGUAGACUCCCCCUCAGAAACGGCGACAUUCCCGACGGAGCUUAGGCAAGAACUCGUCGCGUGGGUCCAGUCGUUACCUUCAGACCUUCAACUACCAAUAGGCUCAAGUCGAACAGAAGGGUUCGAUCGGGAUGUCCAUCAAUUGCAUCUCCCAUACUUGACAACGAUCAUUGUGAUGCAUUUACAGAGAACAACACCAGACUUGCCGCAAGCUCUACCGCCCGCUAUCUUAGCUGCUUCAUGUAUCGCAAGGAUUCUCAGAGAUAUCCUGUCGCGUGGAAAUGCACGGUUUCUCAUGGCGAUCACCUGCUGGUACUGCGGUACGGCCUUCAUCGCGUUAUUACAAGCAAGUCGGAUCAAGCAAUUCUCCCAAGAAGCGGAAGAGGGACUGGACAUUCUGGACCAAGCAGUCGGCCAACUUCAGCAAAUGUGGGCUUCUGCCAAUGUCAUCAGACAAGGCUUUGAACGACUGCGCGCGCUGCCUAGGUCCAUGAUGCAUGCUGGUAGAGGCAGGUCAACGGCGCCCAACGGGUCCAGCGACGCGCCAUCGAACGACUUUGACUGGAAGCUUCUGUUUCCGUUUGUGACUAGAUCUACAAGUCGGAUCGCGGACUGUUUGCUUGCUGAUGAUGAGUUUGGAACGACAGCUACGGCACUGCCAUCGCCCGAGAAUGCCGUGUUUCACGAGGACCUGCUUAAUCGCUACCAUGACUUGCUGGAGCCAUUUGUUGAUUACAAUUUUGACUUUUCAAACAUUAAUCUUGAUAUCCUAUAGUAAUGGAAAGACAUUUGGCACAAGCAAAUAUUAUCGCAUGGCAAAUUGGUCUGUACCUUGUCCUUAUGCUUUGUUUGCGGGGUCUGUUAUCACAACUCUUUGUUCACCCACGAUCCCAAUAACAGAAUGUAU
Messenger RNA from Fusarium odoratissimum NRRL 54006, 2183 nucleotides. RefSeq lists its product as uncharacterized. Gene Ontology annotation, biological process: DNA-templated transcription; regulation of DNA-templated transcription. Lineage: Eukaryota; Fungi; Ascomycota; Sordariomycetes; Hypocreales; Nectriaceae. The coding region runs from base 39 to 2051 and encodes 670 amino acids. Gene Ontology annotation, molecular function: zinc ion binding; DNA binding; DNA-binding transcription factor activity, RNA polymerase II-specific. The transcript is spliced from 4 exons. The record is from RefSeq and is a predicted model, not a curated record.